AUGCACUGUCUAGAAAAUAAUCACGCGUUCGACUUUGUGCCAGCGGACAAAGGACGGGCAACCGUAGUGCUAGACAAGUCGGAGUACGUUGCCAAAGCGCAGCAGCUACUAAAUGACAACCAAUCGUAUAAAGUCAUCGACGCCGACCCCAUGAAAGCACUUGUGGGCAAGGUCAACAAGAGCCUGAACCAGAUGAGGAACGAAAAGGCAAUAUCAGAAAAGGAUUGGAGACAAAUGAAACCACAAGAUGCUGCCUUAGCGCGCUUUUAUGGUUUGCCAAAAGUCCACAAGCCAAAUGUUCCCCUACGGCCCAUUGUGGCGCUGAAAGGUACGCCUACCUACGGACUGGCUAAAUGGCUCGCUAAACAUUUAAAGGGGCUGACAGAUGGCUCAGAACAUACAGCCGUAUCUUCAACACACUUCCUGGAAAAACUCGAAGGGGUUGCAAUAGCCCCCGACGAAGUAAUGGUAUCCUUUGACGUCGUCUCUCUAUUCACCUCCAUCCCAAAAGAAUUGGCCAUGAAAGUCAUCAAUGACCUACUGGAGAGAAAGUACGACGAAGAGGGGAAACCGUUUAAGCGGAAGCACGUGAUGGAACUAUUGGACUACUGCCUACGCACGUACUUCACUUUUAAUGGUCAAAUUUACGAGCAAAUCCAGGGAACCCCUAUGGGGUCUCCGAUUUCCGGCUAUCUGGCUGAGGCGGUCAUGCAGGAACUGGAAGCUCGAGUCUUUCAGUCCUACAAGCCGAAGUUCUGGAUGCGCUACGUGGACGACACCUUUGUCAUCUUACACCGGGACGCGAAAGACAACUUUAAAAGGCAACUGAACUCGGUCUUCCCACAAAUUCAAUUUACCAUGGAGGAAGAAAAAGACGGAGUGCUUCCUUUCCUCGACGUUCAGGUAACGAGGCAAGAAGACGGAACGCUCCAGACUGGUGUCUUUCGAAAAGCGACAAACACGGAGAUAAUUCUCCACUACAACAGUAACCAUCCCCUGUCGCAUAAACGCAGCUGCGUCCGGACGCUUUUUCGCCGCAUCAACACACACUGCAGCACAGAAGCCGAGAAGCUGCGGGAGCGUGAAACCCUAUGGCACCUCUUCCUGGCCAAUGGAUAUCCGCGCAGUUUCGUAAACAAAUGCUUAUACCAAAGACAUACGAGGGCCGACCGUGAGAACACACAAAGGCCUACAACCUUCCGCGUUCUGCCUUACGUGAGAAACGUAUCCGAAGCCACUGAGCGCAUGCUAAGGCCACUAAGCGUGGGCGUUGGACACCGACCGGAGGCCACCACCCGCCGCAUACUCAUGCAGGCCAAGGGCCGGCUACCACCUGCAGACACGUCAGGCGUCAUUUACCGCGUCAAAUGUCUAGACUGUCUGGCCAACUACUGCGGCAUGACGGACAAACGUCUGCGCACGCGCGUGCACGAGCACGCCUUAGCCGUAAAGCGAAAGGAUGUACAUUCGCACGUCGCCAUGCACUGUCUAGAAAAUAAUCACGCGUUCGACUUUGACGGUGCCCAAGUACUCGGCCGAGCCGAAAUCAAGCUGGCGAGAGAAGUAAUCGAAGCCUGGCAAUCAGACGCCAACUCGAUUAACCGCAGUAUUGACCUACCAGCGCCAUACGAGGCCAUCAGGCGCCACUUGCACGCCAGAGGAGGGCCAAUAAGAGGAGAGCGGGAUCGACUUAUCAGGCGCGAGCACGAAUGGCCUAUUUAA
Molecule: messenger RNA, 1722 nt
Organism: Spirometra erinaceieuropaei
Lineage: Eukaryota; Metazoa; Platyhelminthes; Cestoda; Diphyllobothriidea; Diphyllobothriidae
Source: the annotation of a GenBank genome assembly